This is a messenger RNA of Cuscuta epithymum, 1910 nucleotides long. The record is from the annotation of a GenBank genome assembly. Lineage: Eukaryota; Viridiplantae; Streptophyta; Magnoliopsida; Solanales; Convolvulaceae.
AUUCCUUUGGAUUCACUCAAACGGCACCGUUUCCCUCUCCCCUGUCACUCUGUAGUCUGUACUUGUUGUUACUCUUUCUCUCUCUUAUUACUCCGCCCCGCAUUUCUAGCGUGUUUUCCGUUCGACACAGAUUCUCCGAUCUUCUCUCCGUCUCUGGCGACCUCUCCGAACUCUUCUGCUUACAUUGCAAAUAGAGCAGGGCUAGGGUUCUUCCAGUCCAUGGCAUUGUCGUGAACGGAAAUGGAGGCAACUUCGAGUGCUGUAUCCGCGCCGCCGUUCAAGCCUAAAGCGAGGAGAGCUGAUGCUUUCCCUCUUUCGGGGUCUGUGGAGUUCCGGCGGUUGGUUGGACGAGACCGGUGGGGCGUCAGGUGCUGCUGUCCGGACUCGGUGUUGCCUAUUAGGCGGAAUUCCGGCUCGGGUAAGAGCGCGGACAAGUGUGAGGAGUGGCGGAUCGAUCCACGGAGUACUAACCGCGUUCUUCUUCAUGGCUCCCCUGCAAUGACUUUUGCUUCUCCUCAAUCUCGUUUUGUUUCAAAAACGGAAAAGUUCUCCCCCCGGUGUGCACCUCGGAAUUCUGGCCCUCAAUCUCGAGAUUGUCCACCAAAACGAGAUACAGGUAUUGCAAAUGAGAAAGAUUGGGGCAUCACUUUGUUAAAUGAAAAUAUCAAGGAAUCUGGCACUAAUGAAGAUAGUAGUACUUGGUUUCGUGAAAGUGGGGAAGACGUAGGAGAAAAUGGUUACAGAUGCAGAUGGGCAAGGAUGGGUGGUAGGAACCAUGAUAACACGUCUGAGUGGAAAGAAACGUGGUGGGAGAAAAGUGAUUGGAGUGGAUAUAAAGAGCUAGGUGUAGAGAAAUCCGGGAAAAAUUCUGAAGGGGAUACAUGGUGGGAAACUUGGCGUGAAGUUCUACACCAAGAUGAGUGGAGCAAUCUAGCUAGGAUAGAGAGGAGUGCACAAAAACAAGCAAAGUCGGGGACAGAAAAUGCUGGAUGGUAUGAAAAUUGGUGGGAAAAAUAUGAUGCUAAGGGUUGGACAGAGAAAGGUGCACAUAAGUAUGGUAGAUUAAAUGAACAAUCAUGGUGGGAGAAGUGGGGGGAGCAUUAUGAUGGAAGAGGAUCUGUUCUCAAAUGGACAGAUAAGUGGGCAGAGACCGCUCUGGGAACAAAAUGGGGUGAUAAAUGGGAAGAGAAGUUCUUUGCAGGCAUUGGGUCACGGCAGGGAGAAACUUGGCAUGUAUCACCAAGUGGUGACCGGUGGUCAAGAACAUGGGGAGAGGAACACUUUGGGAAUGGUAAAGUACACAAAUAUGGAAAGAGCACGACGGGUGAAAGUUGGGACAUAGUUGUAGAUGAAGAAACUUAUUAUGAGGCGGAGCCACAUUACGGAUGGGCAGAUGUGGUUGGUGACUCAAACCAAUUACUGUCCAUCCAGCCCCGAGAAAGGCCGCCUGGUGUUUUUCCAAGUAUGGAUUUUGGCCCAACAUCACCACAUCAUUCUUCACCACAGCUCAACGAUGAAUUGCCUCCCUCUUCAUCAUAGUCAACUGGCCAAAAUCAAUAUAAAACGGCUUCCGUUAGGCUCUCUGCAGUGGUUCUAGCAUAUUUGUUUGUGAUUCAUUUAUGCUCCAGUGUAACAGAAUGUGUUUAUCUGCUAUUCAUUAAUUUCAUUCUUUCAAGAUUUUGGUUUCUGUUAAGUUAUUUAUUGGGAUAUUGUCAGAGACAUGGGUGGGCACCCUUCCUAGAUUCAGUUGAAGGAUACACUAGGGCACUAGGCACCUCUGCCUUUCUGACUUGUAUUCGUUUUUCUCAUGUGUGGCUCUGAUUUUUAUGACAUUGUAUGCCAAGCUCAGAAGCCAACAAUAAUAAGUAUGAUAAGAUCAAAUUUGUUUUUCACUUUUGCCUUCCGAAAAU